UAUGGUGGAUACAUAUUUUGAUCUGUUCAAACUGGACCCAUCAGCAUGAAAACAAACAAUCAAAAUCCUUAAACCCAUAAUUCAAAGUUCUUCCGAUUAAACAACAAAAAGUUGGAUUCUUUUCACUGGGAGUUGUUCCAUUCUUGCCACUUUCAACCACUCACACCAACAAUGGUUCCCAUUGAUCCAUUUAUUUUAGUACUUUUAAGUCUAGAAAUUUCCCACAUUUGGACUUUGAAUUUGAAUCUUAAUUACAAAUUACCAACAAUGUUGGGUGUUAAUCCUUCUCCGUCAACGUCGAUUCUUCCUUCUUCCUCCACCACCAUUUCUAAUGGCGAUCUCUCUGCAGAGCCCUUGUUUUCCCCAUCGCAUACAGUUUUUUUCACCCAAAACCUUCUCCGGGGUCGGAGCUCUCCGGUGCCGGAAACCCCUUUUGCUCCGGUGCACAGCUGAUUCUUCUUCUUCUCCCAAACCGGUCGAUCCCGAUUUCGACCCGAAGCUGUUCUUGAAGAACUUUUCCAGAGGUGAAAAUUAUAAUCGGAAAGGGUUUGGGCAUAAGGAGGAGACUAUAAAGCUCAUGAACAGCGAGUUCACAAGUGAAAUUGUGAAUACUUUGAAUGAAAAUGGGUAUCAGUUCACUUGGGGGAAAGUUACUGUGAAAUUGGCUGGAGCUUAUGGGUUUUGUUGGGGAGUUGAGCGAGCUGUGCAGUUUGCUUAUGAAGCGAGGAAACAAUAUCCAAGUGAAACAAUUUGGAUUACUAAUGAGAUUAUUCAUAACCCAACUGUUAAUAAGCGAUUGGAGGAGAUGGGAGUGCAUAACAUUCCUUUGGAGGAAGGAAACAAAAGAUUUGAUGUCGUUAACCCCGGCGACGUUGUGAUUUUGCCGGCCUUUGGGGCUGCAGUUGAUGAAAUACUUGUACUGAAUGAUAAAAAAGUUAAGAUUGUUGACACAACUUGCCCGUGGGUUUCCAAGGUUUGGAAUGCUGUUGGCAAGCACAAAAAAGGAGAAUACACGUCGAUAAUUCACGGUAAGUAUCGCCAUGAAGAAACCAUAGCAACUGCUUCUUUUGCUGGAAGGUACAUCAUUGUGAAAGACAUGGCAGAGGCAGCAUGUGUAUCCGACUACAUUCUUGGGGUUGAACAUAAUGGAUCAAUCUCAACCAAAGAAGAAUUUUUGAAGAAAUUCAAGUCUGCUGUGUCAAAAGGAUUCGACCCAGAUAUUGACCUCAUGAAAAUUGGUAUUGCCAAUCAGACCACAAUGCUCAAAGGGGAAACAGAAGAGAUUGGAAAACUGAUGGAGAAAACUAUGAUGCGGAAGUAUGGAGUUGAAAAUAUUAACGAACACUUCAUUAGUUUCAAUACGAUCUGUAAUGCCACUCAAGUGCGCCAAGAUGCAAUGUACGAGCUGGUGAAGGAAGAUGUGGAUCUCAUGUUAGUUGUUGGUGGAUGGAACUCAAGCAACACCUCUCAUCUUCAAGAGAUUGCAGAGGCUCGAGGAGUCCCAUCGUAUUGGAUCGACAGCGAGCAACGAAUAGGUCCAGGAAACUCAAUAUCAUACAAGCUUGCUCACGGGGAGCUGGCCAACAAAGAAAACUGGCUACCUGAUGGACAUAUCACCAUUGGAGUUACCUCUGGUGCCUCUACACCAGAUAAGGUUGUUGAAGAUGUUCUUAAGAAGGUUUUUGACAUCAAAGGGGAUGGAAAUGCACAGCUCCAAUCGCUUGGAUAAAGUGUAUACUUAACUGUUUUCUUUUUCUUUUCUUUUUAAUUUUUGUUCUUGCUAUAUAUGUUAUGUUUGGUAAGAUAUUUGCUAGAUUAUGUUUAGUAAUUUAAAGAUAGUGAUGUGACAAAAUAAAUAGACUUGAGACAUUAUCAUAUAAAAUAAUAUAGGCAAAUGCUUGUUGAAGUAGAAAGAGGUUGUUCCAAAAUUCUUUUUCUUUGAAAAGUGGAUUUGAUUCUUGUCUUA
Messenger RNA from Cucumis sativus (cucumber), 1966 nucleotides. RefSeq names its product 4-hydroxy-3-methylbut-2-enyl diphosphate reductase, chloroplastic. The record is from RefSeq and is a predicted model, not a curated record. The transcript has 10 exons. Gene Ontology annotation, biological process: dimethylallyl diphosphate biosynthetic process; isopentenyl diphosphate biosynthetic process, methylerythritol phosphate pathway. The coding region runs from base 332 to 1729 and encodes 465 amino acids. NCBI's taxonomy places the organism in Eukaryota, Viridiplantae, Streptophyta, Magnoliopsida, Cucurbitales, Cucurbitaceae. Gene Ontology annotation, molecular function: 4-hydroxy-3-methylbut-2-enyl diphosphate reductase activity; metal ion binding.